AAAAUAUUUUAAUAAAAUAUGUCGAACAAAGAUUGUGGUGAUACAGAUAAAAGUGACGAUAAAAAGAAAAUAGAGGAUGAAGAACGUGAAAAAAUGUUAAAUACAGAAAACGAAGCUUCAACGGGCGUUGUAACUGGAGGAGGAGGUGGAGCAGUAGUUAUUAAACCAUCCUCGUUAGAAAUAGAAGAUGGGCGUGAGGUGAAACCGAAAAAGAUACCAAUUGGUGGUAUUAAAAUGCCUGGUUUUUUCACACGAAGUCGAUCCAAGGAAAAGUGUAAAGAAGACGAUGAAGAAGAUGGCGAACAAAAUCAAAGUGGAAAUCAACAAAAUGAAAAGAUUGAAUAUAAUAACGAAGAAAAUAAAGGCACAUUACGAAAGGGAAUCAAAUUGCCAAUUGUAUUUAAUAAAAAAUCAAAAACCGACGUAAAUGAUGAAGAAAAUGAAAAAAUUACAGCAGAAAGUGCCGCAAAUCGUAAAAAGUUAAUCGAUAGUAUUAAACAACCAUUGGUGUCAGCAUUUGGAAAAUUUCGACGUCCACCUGAAACAGAGAGUGGCAAUUUAGCUGUUUCAGCUACACAAGCUGGUUUAGCGUCAGCUGAAACGUUAGGCGAUUUUGAUAAGACUGAUGAUGGAAUGGAAAGUAUUAAAUUAGAUGGGGACAAAAAUGACGAUAUUGAAAAACAAGAACUGACUGAAAAAGAAGGAUGGUUUGAAACGGCCUUACGGCAUCGAAUCUCAAUCGGGGGUGUUUUAAUUUUCAUAAUUAUCGUCAUUAUAAUUUUACUAGUCACUUUAAUUGGUAAAAAACAUGUUCCAGUCUCACCGCCCAUCGAACAAGGGAAAUAUGUUACAGCCGUUACAUCUUGUGGAAAAGUUCAAGGAAUAUUAGAAGAUGGCGCAUUCGCAUUUCGUGGUAUUCCGUAUGCUGUUCCACCAAUAGACGAACGGCGUUGGUUAAAAGCAGGCGCUUUAAAUGAUUUAAAAUAUUGUUGGGAUGAUGUUUUAAUCGCUCACAACGCAACACCCGCCUGUGCUCAAAUUCAUUCGAAUGGCUCAACAAGUGGCGUAGAGAGCUGUUUAACUUUGGAUGUUGUAACACCAUAUGUACGCUACGAAAACCCUAUUCCCGUAAUUGUUCUAAUCGGUACGGAAAGUUUUAUCGGAGGUUCCCCAUCAAAAAUGCGCCCUUCCGCAAGCUAUGCACGGAGUCGUGAUGUAAUAUUUGUUCGUCCAAACUUCCGUUUAGGUGUGUUAGGAUUUUUAGCGGCUGCACCUCUUUCACAAGCUACCUAUCCUCAUACUUCCGGUAAUUAUGGGUUAUCCGAUAUUAUUUUAGCAUUGCAAUGGGUACAAUUAAAUAUUGAGCAUUUUGGAGGUGAUAAAAAUUCUGUUACUUUACUUGGUCAUCGUACUGGGGCCACUUUGGUUACUGCUUUAGCUACUUCGCGUAAAUGUAAGGGACUAUUCUCAAAAGUUUGGGCAACUUCUGGUUCUGCUAAAUUCCCUGGUAAACAACUAAGUGAUUCUGAACGAGAAAACAAAGAAUUUUUGGAUAUUCUACAAUGUAAAAAUAAUGAUGUUAAAUGUUUACGGGAAAAGAAUGUGGCCGAAUUAUUGGAUAAUGUCCCAGAUACUUGGAGACAUGUCCAACCAGAUGUUCCUCAAGAGGAUGAAAGACCAAAUGAACGACAUGAAUGGUUAGUCUUGGAUGGAGAUAUUUUACAAAAACAUCCGGUUGAUAGUUGGCGUGACGAUAAACCGAAAGUUCAAAUUAUGAUUGGGACAACAGCACAUGUGAGUGCCUCACAAAAGUUGUUCCUCAAGCAUACCGAAUGGACACCGGAACUUGUUAAAGAACACAUUCAAUCGUCUUUCUUCGGCAAACAAAAUUUAACUGACGAAAUAUUUAAACGGUACAAUCAAACGUAUAGAGAUUUAGUCCAGUUAAUUUCCGAUGUACGCACAGUUUGUCCAUUAUUAGCAUUUUCCUCGCAAUUAGAGAAUGCAACAUUCUAUGUUGCAACCAUAACACGUGGUGAUAAUCUUUUAGCUGAUGUUGACUCGGAUAUCGAUGCGAUAUUAGGUAGAUAUGAGGCAAAAACACCCGAACGUCGUCGAUACGUGUCGGCAAUGCAACAAUUAUUUUAUCAUUUUGUUUGGCAUGGUACUAUUGCUCCCACGAUCCAAAAUAGUUAUAAUAAAGUGUUGAUUGUUGAUCAAGAUAUUUUACCCAAUCCCGAGUAUCCAAAUUGUGAUUUUUGGAUUAAUAAGAAUAUUGUACCAUUAUAUGCCAGUAUUGAUUAAGUCUAGUUAUUUAUUGUUGAUUUUAUUCUUUUUCUAAGUCUUUUAAGUCUUGUCAGGACAAAAGUUUCUCCGUGGUAACAAGGUUGGCUUCUUUUAUACAGGAUGUUCUAUAAUUGAUAGUAGAAAAGUACACUACCGAAUUAAGCUUAUCAAUCAGAAUAUUAAUAUUCCGGAUGUUGUCCUUUUGAGCCUGUAUCUACGGCUCUGUAAUUGGUUAAAUUUAUUGAUUUUUUUAUAAAUUGAUUUGAUAAAAAGCUUAGGCCUGGCAGUGUAUCACAACUACUGCAGGAGCUGUCACAGUGAUGACGAGGAGGAGACUAUGUCUCAUCUUCUCUGCCCAGCUCUUAUCAUGAGGAUAUGGACUUACUUGAGCCAGCCUCUCUUUGACGACCUUUCCGACCUAAAGUCAGUCGACGUUAAA
Messenger RNA from Chrysoperla carnea, 2725 nucleotides. RefSeq names its product neurotactin (gene Nrt). Bases 19 to 2304 code for a protein of 761 amino acids. The record is from RefSeq and is a predicted model, not a curated record. Lineage: Eukaryota; Metazoa; Arthropoda; Insecta; Neuroptera; Chrysopidae. The transcript has 5 exons.